CUCCACACGUUUUGAUGACCCACACAGCGGAUGCCGUAUUCGGACUUUGUCGUCAAAGCUGAAGAAGAUGUGACUUGCUUUGUCGCUUAGCAACACUUUUCUUCAGGUUGUGGUCAUGUCAACGCAUAAUGACAAUCACCAACUGCUAUGGGGUGUUCUAUUAGGAUCACUCGUCACAGCUUCCUCCAUCACCCUGUAUCUCAACCUCUCCUCGUCUAAAAAGCAUAGUCCUCGACAUCGUCGUGAUUCCCUUGAUUCUAACCAUUUAUGCCCACCUGGUAAUAUCAGAGGCAUGGAAAUUGUUGACGGCGUGGACGGUCUUAUUGGCAACACGCCGCUGAUGAAAAUAAGGAGCCUGUCUGAAGCGACAGGAUGUACCAUAUUGGGAAAAGCAGAGUUUUUAAACCCGGGUGGGAGCGCAAAGGAUAGAGUUGCAUUAAAUAUCAUCAAGACGGCAGAAGAACAAGGCCUAUUACGGCCCGAUAACGGAAGCACCGUGUUUGAAGGUACUGUUGGAUCGACUGGUAUCUCAAUUGCCAUGAUUGCUCGUGCAAAGGGUUACAAUGCAUGGAUUGUCAUGCCAGAUGAUCAAGCAAAAGAAAAAUAUCAGCUAUUGGAAAAAUUAGGAGCAACAGUAGAGAAGGUUCGACCGGUCAGCAUUAUUGACAAGCGGCAAUUUGUUAAUCUUGCCCGUACAAGAGCGGAAGAGUUUAGUAAAGAUGGCGAAGCAUCCAAGGAAGCGCAAGGAUAUUUCGCCGAUCAAUUUGAGAAUAGAGCCAAUUUCCAGAUUCACUACCAAACUACCGGUCCAGAAAUUUAUCGUCAAACCGGUGGUAAAGUAGAUGCUAUUGUCCUUGGCGCAGGCACUGGAGGCACGCUAUCCGGUAUUUCUACCUACCUCAAAUCUCUUUUACCAGGUCUCAAAGUGUUUCUCGUUGAUCCGCAAGGAUCUGGUCUCUACCAUAAAGUCAAGCAUGGCAUUAUGUACUCGCCUACAGAAGCUGAAGGCACACGUCGGCGCCAUCAAGUGGACACUGUAGUAGAAGGGAUUGGAAUCAAUCGACUUACUCAGAAUUUUGACAUUGGAAGAGUACACAUAGAUGAUGCGUUUAGGGCCACAGAUGAAGAGGCGGUAAAGAUGGCCCGUUACCUUGUGAGAGAGGAUGGUCUCUUUGUUGGCAGUAGUUCAGCUGUUAAUUGCGUUGGAGCUGUACGUGCAGCACGCAAACUUGGACCUGGUCAUGUCAUUGUCACGCUUUUGAAUGACUCUGGCCAGAGACAUCUUACCAAGUUCUGGAGUGACGAGUAUUUGAAAGAGAACGGAAUUCCUUAUGAACUCAAAGAUGAAGAUACCAUAGAUACCAUUGUACGGUGAGGAGAAGUACGCUAUAUAAUUAAAAAAAAAUGGAAAUGUGCUCAAAUUUUUAAAGUGCAACCACUGAACGUUGAGCGUUGGGACAUGUUUCAG
This is a messenger RNA of Umbelopsis ramanniana AG, 1468 nucleotides long. RefSeq lists its product as uncharacterized. The record is from RefSeq and is a predicted model, not a curated record. Gene Ontology annotation, molecular function: cysteine synthase activity. Lineage: Eukaryota; Fungi; Mucoromycota; Umbelopsidomycetes; Umbelopsidales; Umbelopsidaceae. The coding region runs from base 116 to 1375 and encodes 419 amino acids. The transcript is spliced from 4 exons. Gene Ontology annotation, cellular component: cytoplasm.